CUCAGGAGCCGUGCUGCGCAGCGGGGCUGGGACAUUCCUGGUCUGACGAACACGCUCGCCGCUGCCAUGAUUUGCUGAGCGGCUCCAGCUCGGCUUCAAAGAUGCGUGCGUGGAGGAGGCAGCGCGGACACGGAGCGCCAGCGCCGCCGGAGCGACACUGACUGACUGACUGAGCGCGCGCGGGCGGACGGAACGCCGUCGAUCCAGCUGGAGGGAGGGGGGCUGGAAGGAGUCGCACCUUCUCACGGCUCUGGGAGAACUCUCUCCCCCUCCCGCCUCCCACUUUCCUGCCGUCACCUCGCACUUUGAGCCCGGCUCUCAUGGAGGGGCCCGUUCGGAUUUCCCGGCAGAAUAAUGCGUCUGGCUGCUAAGAGUCCCGACGGUUCUCCGCGGCUGCGCUCCUGCGAGAGAGGUUUUCUGAAGAGACGAAGGCGUAGGAACCGGACGGUACGGCUGCUGGCAGGGGUCAAAAAGCACCAUGGACAGGGGCCUGAGGGUCCUCCUGUCCACUGUGCUGUGUCUCAGCCACACCCUGCUCGUCAGCUGCUCAUCUCAGUAUCCGUCUUUCCUCACCGAGCCGUCCUCUGUGGUUCGGAGUCCGGGCUCCGCUGUUCGUCUCAAGUGUCUAGUUAGUCCUUCAUCUGCGUCCGUUUCCUGGCGCUUCCAGGGCCUCCCCCUGGAGAAGAACCUGCUGCUUGGCGUGGAGCUCAGACGGAGCUCCCUCAUCAUCUCCUCCCUCACAUCCAGCCACGCCGGCGUCUAUCAGUGCGUGGCACGCUUGGACCACGGGCCGGCCGUGGUCAGCCGCCUGGCUCGUGUGGCCGUAGCAGAAAUAUCACAAUAUAAAGAUGACCAGCAGCAGCUGCUGUCCGCGCAGGAAGGCGGGACAGUCCGAUUAGACUGUCCUCUACCGCACAGCGUCCCUCCAGCCCAUCCCAGACUGAAGGUUCGAGGGAGCUGGAUGGAAACGUCAAAAGAUAAUUAUUUAGUCCUUCCAUCGGGGAGCUUGCAGAUCGUUUCCGUCACGGCGGAGGACCGUGGCGUUUACAGAUGUGGUGCCAUCAACCCUGUUACCAAGGAAACGGUCCAGUCUCAUGGGAUCAAGCUAUCAAUCGAGCCUUCACCGCGGUCCUCCGAGGUUCUGGUCCAGUACCCCACGGCCCCACAGACGUUCUCGGUCCAGCGGUCGCAGCCGCUGACGCUGGAGUGCGUUGUCUCUGGAAGUCCGACACCCACAGUCCGAUGGUUCAAAAACCACAAGGAGUUCACACUGGAGGCGACUCACAGGCGGCGCCACAACAACCUGGAGUUCCUGGCGCUGGGGAGCGCAGAUGAAGGAACGUACGCCUGCGGGGUCGACGGCGAGAGCGGGAUUGUGAUGGGAGCCGACUAUACUGUGAAUGUUCUCGAACCCGUCUACAUCCUGGAGAACCUGGUAGACCAACACCUGCCUGUUGGCUCGUCUGCUCAUUUCACCUGCCUGGCUAAAGGAAGCCCCUCCCCAAACAUCACCUGGCUGUUCAAUGCCGAACCCAUCCGGCCGUCGCCCCGUUUCCAAAUGUCCGGAUCCUCGCUGGUCGUUACAGACGUGACCUCUCAGGAUCAGGGAGUGUACCAGUGUCUGCUGGACAACGGGAUUGGCUCGGCUCAGUCACAUGGGACGCUCACAACACUGGGGGAUCCAAAGCUGGCCUCUACAGUCUCCGCCCUCCCCGAGGCUUCGCCGUCACUCCACCCAAUACAGAGCGACGAAGGUCUCGAUCGCUUCCUGACCGACGACGACACCGCCAUUGACCCGCCGGCCGACAGAAGCGGCGACCGCCCCACUCCGGAAGCACCAAUUAUCAUCAGCCCGCCGCAGACUCACAAACCCGACGUGUACGACCUGGAGUGGAGGGCGGGGCGUGACGGAGGCAGCGCCAUCAACGCAUACUUUGUAAAAUACAGAAAAGUGGACGAGAUGGGGACGGUGGUGGGAAACUGGCAAACGGUUCGCGUCCCGGGCAGCGAGAAAACCCUGCGGCUCUCGGAGCUGGAGCCCUCCAGCCUCUACGAGGUCCUGAUGGUGUCUCGAAACGCGGCCGGCGAAGGCCAGCCGGCCAUGCUGACGUUCCGCACCGGGAAGGAAAAAAGCACCUCCUCCAACAAGAACCCCUCCAAGCCUCCUGUCGUCUCCCUGCCGCCCAAAGCGACGGAGGACAGAACCGCCAACACGCACUUCGGAGUGGUGCUGGGGGAUCAUUCACCCGACAGAGUCCCGGAGGCGCCGGACCGGCCCACUAUCUCCAUGGCAACGGAGAGUUCGGCGUACGUCACCUGGAUCCCGCGUGCAAACGGCGGGUCUCCCAUCACGGCGUUUCGCGUGGAGUACCGGCGCGGCCGCAGCGCGGAGUGGCUGGUGGCGGCGGAUAACAUCUCACCUCUGAAGCUGUCGGUGGAAAUCCGGAAUCUGGAGCCGGGCUCCAUCUACAAGUUCCGGGUGGUGGCCAUGAACACGUACGGCGAGAGCCCCCACAGCAUCCCCUCCAAGCCCUACCAGGUGCCACACUCCAGCCCCCGCAUGUCCGAGCGGCCCGUGGUCGGGCCUCACAUCUCGUCCACGGACGCCAUCAGCGACACGCAGAUCAUGCUGCGCUGGAAAUAUAGCCCCUCCAGUAACAACAACACCCCCAUCCAGGGCUUCUACAUCUACUACCGGCCCACAGACAGCGACAACGACAGCGACUACAAGAGGGACGUGGUGGAAGGUGCAAAGAACUCGCACAUGAUCGGGCACCUGCAGCCCGAGACGUCCUACGACAUCAAGAUGCAGUGCUUCAACGACGGCGGGCAGAGCGAGUACAGCAACGUCAUGAUCUGCGAGACCAAAGCUCGUCAGUCGCCGGGGGCGCCCAGCCAGCACCCCAUCACCCCCCCGGACCCACAGGCGCCGGAGCCCCCGAGCCCCCCGGGAGGACUGCUGUACCUGAUCGUGGGCUGCGUUCUGGGAGUGAUGGUGCUCAUCCUGCUGGCUUUCAUCGCCAUGUGUCUGUGGAGGAACCGGCAGCAGAACAGUAUGCACAAGUACGACCCCUCCAGUUACCCCCCCAGCAUGUACCAGCCAUCAGAGAUGAACGGCCACGUCCUGGAGUACACCGCUCUGACGCCGGCCGCCGCCCACAUCAACGGCGGCCUCCACGGAGGUUACGGACACGCCGGCCAGAUGCUGCCCCAGGGCUGCCACCACCUCCACCACAAGCUCCCCAACGGCCUGGCGCUGCUCAACGGCUCGGGCGGCUUGUUCUCGCCGGGCCUCCCGCACGGACACGACGGCGCUCGAGACUGCGAGCGCUCGCACCCCCACCACCUCUUGAACGGCGGGGGCGUGUACACCGCUCUUCCUCAGACGGAGUCUUCGGACUGCAUGAGCUGCCAGAACCUCUGCAACAACAACAGUAGAUGCUACAACAAGACCAACGGCACUUUCCCCAACGGCACUCUGAUGCACCGCGCCGCGCCCUGCCAGCAGGACGGGCUGGAGAUGGUUCCUCUGGGUCAAGCUCUGUCGCCGUGCCUCGGCUCCGAGCCAGACGACGGCGGUGACCUCGAGGAGUCCCCGCCCUCACAGCAUUCCCGCUGCCUCAGCAAUGAAGACUCGCCGACUGACAGCUCCGCGGACGAGCCCGAGUGCGUGGACGUGGAGGAGCCGGUGGUGUGCUGGGAGAGCCUGGGCCUGCCAGACUUGGACUGUGACGUGAAGCCCGUCUGGAUCUCCGGCAGCGGUCUGUCUGGAGAUCUGAUCCAAGCCGGCCCGCAGGAGGCCUGAACACUCCGAGAGGAUCCCACACCAGAGACACUGUUGGGGUGACGUGGACAGAGGAUCGGAGACGUGACAGAGACACGAAAACCAAACCCGCUGGAGGACAGACUCACAAACUUUUUAGAUGACUUAUUUAUUUUUUUGUAGUAGUAAAGUAUUAUUUCAUAUGAAUGUAUCUGUUAAAAGAAAAAAAGUUUGUCUUUUAUAUUAUUUAUGCCUUUUGAAUGAGAAAUACUUUUUUAUUUUUGGCAGUUUUGUCCCUCUGUGUUCCACUACAGCGUGAAGAUUAGCAACUGUCUGUGUAAAGUUUUGUAAUAAUAUAAAAAGACGAUAUGGAAGGGUCGAGCCGA
Molecule: messenger RNA, 4149 nt
Organism: Oryzias melastigma (Indian medaka)
Lineage: Eukaryota; Metazoa; Chordata; Actinopteri; Beloniformes; Adrianichthyidae
Gene: cdon
Product: cell adhesion associated, oncogene regulated
Exons: 19
Coding region: 479-3805 (1108 amino acids)
Biological process (GO): axon guidance; cell-cell adhesion; nervous system development
Cellular component (GO): axon; plasma membrane
Molecular function (GO): protein binding
Source: RefSeq, a predicted model, not a curated record